Molecule: messenger RNA, 1995 nt
Organism: Leucoraja erinaceus (little skate)
Lineage: Eukaryota; Metazoa; Chordata; Chondrichthyes; Rajiformes; Rajidae
Gene: eef1akmt2
Product: EEF1A lysine methyltransferase 2
Exons: 6
Coding region: 224-961 (245 amino acids)
Biological process (GO): peptidyl-lysine monomethylation; peptidyl-lysine dimethylation
Cellular component (GO): cytoplasm
Molecular function (GO): protein-lysine N-methyltransferase activity
Source: RefSeq, a predicted model, not a curated record
AGCUCUGGGUCAGCGGGUCAAGUGGCUCCGCCCCGCAAGGAGACCUCAAGUCGACCGUAAGGACCAAAUUCCUGACUGAUUCGUGUCCAUCUUCAAUAUUAGCGCAGUCUGUCGUGACCAUCGCCAGUCAAAAACAUGGCAGCCUCCCUGCAUGUCGCACGUUGUUUCCAGGCGACACUUCACUGGAAUGAAUGGAUUCGACGACUUCCUGGGUCAAUAAGCCAUGGAGGAUGGAUGUCCUGAUGGCUGUGUCAGGAAGGAUCAAAACACAAAUAAAGAACAGUCCUCGUCGAAAAUUGACUUCGAACCUUCCAACUUAGGAACAAAAGAGUAUUUUGUUCUGUUUUCUAUUUGCAGUUGGGAUCAUGCUUAUGAAAGGGAACUUGAGUGGUUUCGUGCAUCAGGAGAGACGAGUGGGGUCUGGUUUGGUGAAGAAAGUAUGGAUCGCAUCCUAAAAUGGAUCGAAAAGCAAAAUAUUCCAAAGGAUGCUGCCCUGCUGGAUGUUGGGACAGGAAAUGGAGUACUUUUAGUUGAGCUAGCAAAAGCUGGAUUUACCAACCUAUCUGGAAUUGACAGUUCAAAAACUGCUGUGGAGCUUGCGAAAGCUGUGGUUGAAAAGGAAGGGUUAUUGUCUUUGAAAAUACAGGUGGCAGACUUUUUGCAUCUAUUCCCUUGUCUUUCCCAUUAUGAAAUAUGCAUCGACAAAGGAACCUUUGAUGCCAUAAGUCUCGGUUUUGACCAUCCAGGUGAAAAACUACGAAGUUAUCGUCAAUCGUUGCUUAAUGUUCUGAAGAAUGGAGGACUGUAUGUUAUAACAUCUUGUAACUGGACUAAACAAGAACUUGUCAAUCAUUUCAAUGAAGGGUUUGAGUUGCUGGAGGAACUGCCAACAUCUCGAUUCCAUUUUGGAGGGACAACUGGAAAUACCGUAACAGUGCUAGUUUUCAAACGGAAAGAAUAGGUUUGGCUGGCAGCAGGUCACAUCCAUCUCCUGGUGUCUUCCCAGAACUGAAAGUACUCAACCUGAUCCCAAUUAGUCCCCUGACAUUUACAUUUAUACGUGGUGCACAGUGAACAUGUGAAAUGAUUGUUUUCCUGCUGAUGUCAUCUUUCUACAAAGUCUGAUGUUGCAACAGAAACAAAACACUAAAAUGCUUGGUGUCAUAUUUUAUGUCAACAAACAGCAUCACCUUUUCUUAGCCCACCAAUGCCUGUUGCAGAGCACAGUAAUGGCCUCUUGUGGUGUAAUACUAUAAAUACAUAAAUCUGUGACCAUGUUAAUCCUGGAGAGGUUGUCAGAAUUGAAUGUGAAGAUUACAGUUCGGCCACUUAUUCAAAGAAGACCAUGACCGUGGUUUUGUCUGGUCUUAUACCAUCUUGUAAAUCCUGUCUGGUCUAUGUUAAAAGACCCACAGAAGUUUGCAUUGAUGGAUGGUGCAUAUCAGAGGGAUUAUAGAAAAUGUGAAAGAUAUACAUUUUUAUUAUGCAAGUUAAGGAUAUAAGCUAAUGUUAUUUGUUUGUGAUGUUUGCCCACUUAAAAUUUUUAAAUUGGCAUGUAAAUAUACCUCGGCAAAGAUGGACUCGAGCAUAAUGUUCAGCAUACUUGGCAAACAUGACUUUUUAAAAUAAAAUUGCGAGAUUAAUGUAUAAAACAUUGAUUUUGUAUUUGGGAAGCCAGAAAUGUAUUUUGAAAGUAGUAAUUUAUAAAAUGAAAAGAUUGGAUUGUAGUUUUGUUUUUUAACAAUGUUUGACUAUUGAGUUACUGUUCUAAUCCACUUAAGUGGCAUGAAAUACUAUACAUAAGAUUAGAUUGUUGUGAUUUAAUUUAAUAUUUGAGAUAUAUGGAAAAGUCCAAUAAAACUAUUCCUUUCGUUCAGUAAGUCUUUUAAGAACAUUUCUUUUGCAGUUUCUUCUAAACUUUGAAAUUGUUUACAUGUUGGAAGAAAUCUUGAAUUGGAAAUUGUCUGGAAUAAAAAUACAGGCUGUAUGAAAUAA